CCAAGCGCAUGCCCAGUUGUCUGUGUAUCUUCCAAAGGAAGAUGAGCAUAUGGAAGUUGACACUGCUACAUCUGCUAAUCAAGCUCCAGUAAAACAUUUACUGCCAGAACUUGAGAUUUACUGCUACUUGCUCGUACUACUUUUUCUGAUUGAUCAGAAAAAGUACAAUGAGGCUAAAGCUUGUUCAUCAGCAAGUAUUGUUCGGCUUAAAAAUGUAAACAGAAGAACUGUUGAUGUUAUAGCAUCUAGACUGUACUUUUAUUACUCAUAUAGCUAUGAGCUCGCGGGUGAUCUAGCUGAAAUUCGGGGCAAUCUGCUUGCCUUGCAUCGCAUUGCUACAUUGCGUCGUGAUGAGCUGGGUCAGGAAACACUUCUGAACUUGUUACUUCGUAAUUACCUCCACUACAACCUAUAUGAUCAGGCAGAGAAGCUAAGGUCUAAGGCACCACGAUUUGAAGCACACUCAAACCAGCAGUUUUGUCGAUAUCUCUUCUACCUUGGGAAGAUUCGAACAAUUCAGUUGGAGUAUACCGAUGCAAAAGAGUCUCUCCUGCAGGCUGCUCGGAAAGCCCCAGUUGCGGCUAAAGGUUUUCGAAUUCAAUGUAACAAGUGGGCUGUGUUAGUCCGUCUACUGCUGGGAGAAGUACCUGAAAGGACAGUCUUUAUGCAGAAAGGAAUGGAGAAGGCUUUGAAGCCAUACUUUGAGCUUACAAAUGCUGUUCGGAUUGGUGACCUUGAGCUGUUUAGGAAUGUUGCUGAGAAGUUUGCUGCCACUUUCAGCGCAGACGGAACACAAAAUUUGAUUGUUCGGUUGCGGCAUAAUGUCAUCAGGACCGGUUUGCGUAACAUCAGCAUCUCUUACUUCCGCAUCUCACUUGCUGAUGUUGCUGAAAAAUUGAGGUUGAAAUCUCAAAACCCUGUCGCGGAUGCUGAGAGCCUCCUAGCCAAGGCUAUUUCUGAUGGGGCAGUUGAUGCCACCUUGGAUCACACAAAUGGGUGGAUGGUAUCAAAGGAAACUGGUGAUAUUUACUCCACAAAUGAGCCUCAAAUUGCUUUCAACUCCCGGAUUGCUUUCUGUCUUAACAUGCACAAUGAAGCAGUUAGGGCCUUGCAGUUUCCGCCCAACACACACAAGGAGGAGGGAAGUGCUGAAAAGAGGAGAGAGAGGCAGCAACAGGAACAAGAACUUGCCAAGCAUAUUGCUGAAGAAGAUGAUGAUGAUUUUUAACUGUGGGGUUUUUUUGUUGUUGUGGAAAGAGCCCUAUUUGUUAUGAAGCUAUCAUUUGCUAGGUAGCAUGUGAUCGAAUAUGGCCUUGUCAUGUGCACGAUGUAUGACUUAUUUCAUUAUGCUUAAAAUUUUUGAAUCUUUCUUUUGAAGCUAUCUUUCCUUCUUUA
Messenger RNA from Corylus avellana, 1395 nucleotides. Lineage: Eukaryota; Viridiplantae; Streptophyta; Magnoliopsida; Fagales; Betulaceae. The record is from RefSeq and is a predicted model, not a curated record.